UUGAGGAGGGAUAAAUGUCAUCGGACACAUGAAACAUUUAGAUGCUGUGAAAGCUGUCCUGAGAACAGUCCUUGGCGUUUCGCAGUGUCCUUCAUGUUGGUUUCUGCUCAUAGCAUUUAACGUCUCGGUAAUUGAAAAGCAAUGGCAGAGCUCUCUGCAGGAACUUUAGGGAAACUGUCUUCUACAAUCGGGUGUUGAUUCGAGUAAUGUGAUUCCAUGCGUUGUUUACUAGAAAAGUGAACUAGCUACUUAACUUAUCAAUGUGAGGUAGUUGUUUCGUCCCGUCAAAGUCGGUAAGAAUAUCUCCUACCAUUGGCCUUUAGUAGCCUAAUUCUAACAGUGAAGACCAAAAUCGGCACUUAAAACCAUUCGGCACACCGACAAGCUUAAGCCGAUGCAUUGCAAACCAUCUCUCAGGUGAGAUAAUGGUAGACUCCCAAUCUCUCAAGUCCUACUGGCCUCUCAUCCGUUUUCUGGUGCCAUUGGCUAUCACCAACAUAGCCAUCGACCUUGGGGAACAGGCUCUGAACAGGGGCAUUGCCACAGUAAAGGAGGAUCGAGUGGAGAUGCUGGCCAGCUAUGGGCUGGCAUACUCUCUCAUGAAGUUCUUCACCGGGCCAAUGAGUGACUUCAAGAAUGUGGGGUUGGUGUUGACGAACAGCAGACGGGACCGGCUCAAGGCUUUGCUCUGCAUGGGCGUUGCGGGCACCAUCGCUUUUCUUUUGCACAUCCUCAUUGCUUAUACAGACCUUGGGUACUACAUAAUUAAUAAGCUACACCAUGUGGAUGAAUCCGUGGGCAACAAGACGAGGCGGGCUUUCCUCUUUUUGUCACUGUUCCCAGUUCUGGAUGCCAUGGCGUGGAUCCAUGCUGGUAUUCUCCUCAAGCACAAACACAGCCUUCUUGUUGGCUCAGCCUCCAUAUCAGAUGUUGUUACACAGAUUGUAUUUGUCGCCAUCCUGCUCCACAGUAACUUUGAGUGUGUAGAGCCUCUCCUCAUCCCCAUCCUGUCGCUCUACAUGGGUGGACUGGUACGAUUCACCAUCGUGGGAAUGGGCUACUACUGCAACGUCCAUGAAAACAUUCCUGACUCCAGUAGCAUCGAAAUUGGGGGGGAUGCUACCAUUAGGAAGAUGCUGAAUUUCUGGUGGCCGCUGGCCCUCAUCUUGGCCACACAGAGGAUCAGCAGGCCAGUUGUUAACCUCUUUGUGUCUCGUGACCUCAACGGAAGUGAGGAGUCUACUCAGGCUGUUGCUGUCCUCACCGCCACGUACCCAGUGGGCCACAUGCCUUACGGAUGGCUAACUGAACUUCGGGCUCUCUACCCCGCUUUUGACAAGAACAAUCCCACCAACAAGCGGACUGGUGACGUCUCAGUCACCAGAUCUCACAUAAACAGAUUCAUCCUCUGCUGUUUCCUGAUUUCAGUCACGAUGUGUUUCAUAUUGUUCUGGAGUCCUGGAGUAUCGGAGAGCAUCUUGGUGAACAUUAUUGGAGUCGAUGCGUCAUUUGCCCGACUCUGCGUCACCCCUCUGAGGAUCUUCUCCUUUUUCCCCCUGCCAGUGUGUGUCCGUGCUUGCUUGACAGGCUGGCUCAUGACGCUGAAGAAAACAUUUGUCCUGACACCCAGCUCUGUGCUUCGCAUUGGAGUCCUGAUCAUCGGCCUUGUGGUACUUCCUUAUAUGGGAGUCCAUGGGGCCACACUGGGCGUAGCGGCACUGCUGGCUGGAUUUGUGGGAGAGGCGUCCAUGGUUGCUAUCGCCACCUGUUACGUCUACAGAAAACAGGAGAGUAACAACAAAAACAAGGAGCUGGUUGCUGAGGGGGAAAACUCCUCCCCCAUGAGGGAGGUUAACCCCACAACCCAAUUAGACAACAUUCUGGAGCUGGGAGAAGGCGAGGACCAAUGAGAAGACAAAAACAAUGUUUGGGAAAGCAGAGACAACAAAUAUGCCUUGAAGUCUUUGCUCUGAUGUGAUUGAGCCACAGGUUGCACUUUUCUUGGGAGGGGACUCUGAGGUCGCAAAAAGGACUCAGAAAGCUUGUGUUGAGAUUGUGUUGGGUUGAGGGGGGGGGUGUGCGCACAAUAUCCUAUUUGGGGGUAGCUAUUAGUGAGAACCCACACAGCUACAGGGGAUCAACCAAUCAGACAUGGUGGAGACUACAUCCACCCAUCACCAUGUUUCACACCAACAGCUGUAAGCUAAUGGCCACUAAGCACCUAUGCAGGUAUUAAUCAACAGAAACAGUGUUCCAAACUAACUAGACUUUGGCAGUAUGCAUAUUGCAAUGUGCCAGUAUGUAGAAAUGUAACAUGACCUGUGUCCUUUCUUCGUAUUUCUCUCUUUUGGGUUGGCUUUCCUUUGCUACUCGUCACAGACUAACUGAAAUGAGCUGCAAGAAGGCCAAGGGAGAGGGCAGAGGUUGUAUCCCUUGGAAUGCAACGAGACAUGUUGGAAACAGGAGAACACUGGAAGUAUGGUCUUUGGCUGUGACUCAGCUGUUUGUUGACCUUUGAGCAGAGCAGGGUGUUUUUCUGUGAAGAGAACAAUAGCCAUGAUGGAAUACUUCAUUUUAUUGAAGUGUAUUAUCUAGUCAAAAGACUCAUCUUAAAGCGUUGGGAAUUGGGGUUUCAGUUUUACUUCUUAAAUUGACUUUUCUUGAAAUGCCAGGUUUUUUUUUUAUCAUUGUAGAACACUGAAUUUUUAAGUUUUCCAUGUCUGUUUUAAAUAGAUGUAAAAAUUAUAUAUGCAUUAAACUUGAGUAUGCCCCAGGACAGGGGUAUUGACAUGUCUGGGUACAACCUAAACACAAAAACAAAGUUUCUGUUGCAGCCGACUGCAUAAUAUAAACCAAAUUGUUGCACCUGGGCAGCCUGUACUGAACAGAAAUACCGACUUCAACCAAAGGGAUCAUCAUCCUCACUUUCCCAUCCUAAAUCUUCAGAUGUUGAACAUUGGAGAUCUGAGAAAGGGUGUUAAUGAUCUUAUCCAUUUAUACUAUGGCAGAUGCAAUAUCAAAUAUAGUGAUAUUUUUUUAUUUUUUUUUUUGUCCUUUUAUGCCUUUAAUUGACAGGACAGUAGAGAAUGACAGGAAGUGAGUGGGAGAGUGUCGGGGUGGGAUCCGGAAAGGACCACGGGGCGGGAAUCAAACCCGGGUCGUCGGCGUACGGUGCAGGUGCCCCAGCCAGUUGCGGCACGGCUGGGGCCAUAUAGUGAUAUUUUUUAUAUAAAUAAUAAUUUUAUGUUAACAUAUGGCAGUCAGUAUUGCCAGCUUUGACCUUAUCAGCGCAUGAUCGUAUGUGAAAAGUAUUUUUUAACCAGACUUAUCUAUAUGUUAUCAUGUACCAUGCAUCGUGUAUUAGAAUUUUGUUUCUUUAAAACAGGGGGUCCAUCACACACAUGGUCCAUCAUGAUUGACAAAACGUGUCUUUUAUUACAUACUCUGGAGAUAUUAAAAUUGCACCUGUUUCAGACA
Molecule: messenger RNA, 3477 nt
Organism: Alosa sapidissima (American shad)
Lineage: Eukaryota; Metazoa; Chordata; Actinopteri; Clupeiformes; Clupeidae
Gene: ankha
Product: ANKH inorganic pyrophosphate transport regulator a
Exons: 12
Coding region: 426-1910 (494 amino acids)
Biological process (GO): phosphate ion transmembrane transport
Cellular component (GO): membrane
Molecular function (GO): phosphate transmembrane transporter activity
Source: RefSeq, a predicted model, not a curated record